Molecule: messenger RNA, 439 nt
Organism: Symbiodinium sp. CCMP2456
Lineage: Eukaryota; Dinophyceae; Suessiales; Symbiodiniaceae
Source: the annotation of a GenBank genome assembly
GCCUAUCGCCUUUGUGCCUUUUCAAACUCCAGUGGCACCCUUGCGCCACACAGCGCUGGCAGCGCUAGACCCGUCCAGAGACGUCGUCGCGAGCGUGCUUGACCAAGUUGGCCACUUGGACUCAGACGAUCUGGAGCGCUUGGUUGAGGAGUUGCUGCCAACACUUUUGGCCAAAAAGCGGGUGUUACGAGAUCGGCUUCGCCCGAAGCGCAUCAUUCUUGUGCGACACGGUGAGAGCGAGGGCAACAAGGACCGCUCUGCUUAUUCGCAGACUCCAGAUUCUCAGAUUCAGUUGACAAGGCUUGGCAAACUGCAGGGUGAGGCUGCGGGAACGCAAAUACGCAAGCUGGUCGGCGAAUCCAGCGUUCGAUUUUUUUAUUCGCCCUACAUGCGAACUCGUCAGACUUUGCACUGUAUUCUCAAAGCCUUCGAGGGCCAG